UCCUUGCGGGGAGCCGGGCGCUCUCGCCAGUCUCUCCCUAACCCCUCGGUGAGCGGGAAGCCGGGGAGAUUGGCCCUGAGGGUCCUAACCCCCGGGGUGACCUAGUCCGGUGUAGGAGGUGUAGACGCGGCUUAGGAGGUGUAGACGCGGCUCCAAACUCCUCCCCUCCGGCCCAGAGCCCCGGGAGAACUGCUUCUGCCUCCCCCGUUAGCUUUGGCUUCCCGGUGUGGGGUACGAGCCCUGAGCCGCGUCCGCUCGAGCCCCGGCGCUCCCCAAAUCCGAGCCGGGAGCCGCUGGCAGGGGAGGGGACGCGGCGCGCCUGGCACACACCCCCUGCCGUCCUCCUGGCCUCUAGUCCCUCGGAGUAAUGAUCCUUUUUACGUAACCGGCGGGAGGGAGAGAGGGAGGGCCGGAGGGAGGGCCGGCCGGAGGGAGGCAUGGGCUCUGCAGCCCGAGCCGCCGCCACUGCUGCUUUCGGCUCCCCUCGCUCCCUCCGCCUUCCUCCGAGCUCCGGCCCCCGGCUCCCGGCCCAGGCCGCCCGGCGCGGCCUCCGCAGCCCGGAGCCCCGAUCCCGCCUGGCCCCCGGCAAAGUUUGCUUGGCCCCGGGACUCAUCUUCAACUGUCAAGCGCUGUCAGCGGAAAUGAUGAGACCUUGGCCAUUUUCCGAGUCCGGGUUUCCUUCCUGAGCCCGGUGUGAGUGUGUGUGUGAGUGUGAGAGUGUGAGUGUGUGUGUGUGUGUGUGUGUGUGUGUGUGCGCGCGCGUGUGUUGUAUGUUUGUGUGAGUGUGUGUCUGUUUGUGUGAGAGAGAAGAGCGCUCGAGAGAGCGUUUGGGGGCAGCUGGCUCAACGGAUUUGGGGGCGAGUGGGGCCGGCUGCCGGUGACAAGUGAGACCAUGGAGCGGCUACACCCCCACGGCUUCUCUCUCAGCUCAGUCCCCCCGCCUCGGCCCCGGCAAUGAAUGGGCCGGCCCUUCAGCCUUCACCCUCCUCGAACCCCCGGGGCUGGAGCGAAUUCUGUGAGCUCCACGCCGUGGCCACCGCCAAGGAGCUGGCCAAGCAGUACUGGCUCUUCGCCAGCGAGCACCCCCACCAUGACCUGCUGGGGGCUGACCACUUCUCGCUGCAGUUCACGGACCUCUUCCAGCAGUAUUUCCGGCACGAGGUGAGAGAGGGCUGGGCGAUGCACCAGCUCCGGCUGCGGCCCUUCACCUCCCGGGUCCGGGACUAUCGAGAGACGGGCCGGAGGCACACGGACGGCUCGGCGGCGCCCCCCAAAGCGGAGGCGCCCGUGGACGCCGGCGAGCGGGCCUCCGAGGUCGCUGCCCAGCCCCUGCCCAAGGCCCGGAGCUCCGAGGAGCUCACAGGGGGCGCUUCGCCCCUGGCCUCUCCCCGCUCCAUCGCCCAUUACUCUUUUCACCACCUGCGAAGGAGCCUCCGCCAUAUCUUUCGACGCCGGCCUUCAGAAACGCUGACCCCCGGGGAAGGAACAGCCGAGGGCGAGCCGGGCGACCCUCCUUCGAAACAGGGCCUGGCCAAGAAAAUCCUGCCUUGGAGCCUGUCCAGGGAGCCGGCUCCUGAGGCGCGAAAGGAGGGCGUCCUCAAGUACGGGCUGGUGGACGAGGCCACCAUGGACAGCGGGGCCCUCCGCCAGCGCGGGCGGCUGGUGUUGAGGAAGGCGGCGAGCCCGGAAGGUGGCGAAGACUACGUCCUGGAGCUCUUCGAUCCCCCCAAGGGUUCAAAGCCCAAAUUCCAGGCUGUUUGCUCUUCCAUUCACGAGAUCCGGAGAUGCACCCGACUAGAAAUGCCUGACAACCUCAACACCUUUGUCCUUAAGGUGAAUAAUUUAACCGACAUCAUCUUUGAGACAGGAGAUGAGCAACAGCUGAAUUCCUGGACCACUGAGAUCAGAGAAUGCAUGAGUCGAGGGUUAGAAGGAGCUGACUCAGAGUCACAUUUCCCCUCACUUCCAGACCCUGGAAUUACAUCCAACUCCCCCAGCGGGAGCACUGACUCCCUUACCCAAGGUGCCUCACCUGGUGGACUCCUUGACCAGGCCUGCCAGAAAACGGAGCACUUCCUGUCCUGCUACCCCUGGUUUCACGGCCCCAUCUCCCGGGUGAAGGCAGCUCAGCUGGUGCAGCUACAGGGCCCCGCAGGGCACGGAGUGUUCCUGGUCCGGCAGAGCGAGACACGGCGGGGAGAGUACGUCCUCACGUUCAACUUCCAAGGCAGAGCCAAGCAUCUGCGCCUUUCGCUGACCGAACGAGGGCACUGCCGGGUGCAGCACCUGCACUUCCCCUCCAUUGUCGACAUGCUGCACCACUUCCAGCGCUCCCCCAUCCCCCUCGAGUGCGGGGCCGCCUGUGAUGUCAAGCUCUCCAGCUACGUGGUGGUCGUCUCCCAAGCGCCAGGUUCAACCAGCACGGCUCUGUUCCCUUUCUCUGUCCACCGCUGGAGCUCCGACCUGGGCCUCCCUCACCUGACUGCCUCCAGCUGUCCCCACACGCUUCUCCCCGAGGACCUCCCGCCAUCCAGGUCCUCUCCCUCCGAGCAGAUCUUUCACCUGCUGCCUCCCCCUGAGGAACUAGCCAACAGCCUACGGCACAUGGACCAGUCGGCAGACCCCGCUGGCCAAGCUCGGGACUCCGAUUACGAAAUCGAUUCCCCCAGCAGGGGUCACCUGCGGGCUAUAGACAAUCAGUACACGCCUCUUUGAAGGGCGCAGGUGGCCCAACCUCACAGAAGCCACCGGCACUUUGACCUGUACAGUGGGGGCCUUCUGAAUGUACCUCUUUAUCUUUCUGUGGGUCCUCCCACAGUCUGUAGGCCGCCCUAUUGUUCUUACUCCACGACUUUCUAAUCUGUUUACACAAGUCAUUGCUGUUGAGUUGCCCAUACCCACAAUGCUCUCAAGUGCUGAAGCCGGGGUCUGGGAGGGUCCGCCCCACAUACUGUCCCCUCACCCAUCAUGGCUGCACCCAGGGAUCCAGAGGCUGGGGCAGAAAAUGUACUUUCUUUUUCAGGGACAAAUUUCUAGUAAGUGGGUCAGGAAACCCUAAACACUAAUGCCCCAAAAUACAGAUUGAGGACCCCCCCCCCCAUUUCAAUAGAAACUCAUGUCACCAAGAGGAAAAGAUGGGACAACUAUGUCUCCUGCCACAACUUCUACCUGUGCUCCCCGAGUGAAGGGCAAGUUUUUGAGUUCAGUGGAAAUGAAAACAAAAAACAAGUUUUGUAACCUCGGAUUAAUUCUUAAAGGAGGUUUUUAACCUAAACGGUUGCUUGCUUUUCAUUGCACUGUUUAGACUAAUAAAAAAAUGCUAUCAUUGCAAAAGUUACUGUGGGUCCAGGCCCGAAUGGGCGUGCUUUGGUCCCCUAAUAAUUCUCGAGAAAAACCACCAUUCCAAAAAUAACAAUGGGGUGCCCUCAGAAACAAACUGCAGAAAGCGAAAUGUGUCAUGUCU
Molecule: messenger RNA, 3463 nt
Organism: Sarcophilus harrisii (Tasmanian devil)
Lineage: Eukaryota; Metazoa; Chordata; Mammalia; Dasyuromorphia; Dasyuridae
Gene: SH2B3
Product: SH2B adaptor protein 3
Exons: 8
Coding region: 955-2715 (586 amino acids)
Biological process (GO): intracellular signal transduction
Cellular component (GO): plasma membrane
Molecular function (GO): transmembrane receptor protein tyrosine kinase adaptor activity
Source: RefSeq, a predicted model, not a curated record